GUUUCAGCACAGGAAGUGCAUGGGUGUGUUUCCGGCCCCGAGGGCGGGACUAAAACUGCAACGAAGAACUUCCUAAAGACACCGACAGUGUUUGCAGAUUCACACGAUGGAGCUGCGGCCAUUUGUCAUGUGCUUUGCCCUCUGUGUGGUGUACGCUACCAGCAAACCCACAGAGAAAAAGGACCGUGUCCACCACGAUGAACCCCUCAGCAACCGGGCACACGAAGACUCUGAGAACUUUGACUAUGACCAUGAGGCUUUUCUGGGACAAGAUGAGGCCAAAACCUUUGACCAGCUUACACCAGAGGAGAGCAAGGAGAGAUUAGGUAUGCUGGUUGAGCGUAUAGAUGAGGAUAAGGAUGGCUACGUGACAGUUGAGGAGAUGAAGAGGUGGAUCAAGCAUGCUCAGAAGAGAUGGAUCUACGAUGAUGUGGAUAGACAGUGGAAGAGUCAUGACCUCAACGGAGAUGACGUAGUAUCCUGGGAGGAAUACAAGAAUGCCACAUAUGGGUACAUUCUAGAUGACCAAGACCCUGAUGAUGGCUUCAGCUAUAGGCAGAUGAUGGCUCGUGAUGAGAGGAGAUUUAAAAUGGCUGACCAGGAUAAUGACAUGAAAGCCAACAAGGAGGAGUUCACAGCCUUCCUUCACCCUGAGGAGUAUGACCACAUGAAAGACAUUGUGGUUCUGGAAACCAUGGAAGACAUUGACAAAAAUGGGGAUGGUUUAAUUGACCUGGAUGAGUACAUAGGUGACAUGUACAACCAGGAGGGAGAUGCCACAGAACCUGAGUGGGUAAAGACAGAGAGGGAACAGUUUACCGAAUUCAGAGACAAAAACAAAGAUGGGAAGAUGGACAAGGACGAGACCAGAGACUGGAUCCUUCCCAGUGACUACGACCACGCUGAGGCUGAAGCCAAACAUCUGGUCUACGAAUCCGAUGCAGACAAAGAUGGCCAUCUGACCAAAGCAGAAAUCGUGGAUAAGUACGACCUGUUCGUGGGCAGCCAGGCAACUGACUUUGGAGAGGCUCUCACUAGACAUGACGAGUUCUAACACCUUCCUGCCCCAAAGACUGUGCUCAUUUUGUUUCCCACCUUACUCCUCUGACUGUAAAUGGAGUGUUUCAGUCAAGAUGAACUUGCCUAAUCCAACGCCACGGACAGUAAUUUAUUUGAUUUCUUGAAUGUGCUGCAUUGUACACUCGCUAACAUUCAGAGUUCUGUAUCCAUGCUUGGCCAGUGUUGUCACAAUCAGUUGUGCAUCAAAUUGGAAUAUAUCUCCAGCUUUGUUCUGCUUCUUUACACUACCCUUGCCUUGUCCAGGUCAGGCAAUGGACAAGCAGUGUUAAUGUUAAACUACACUUUUUUUUUUUUUUCUUGGUAUUUUUACAAAAUAUAGCCAUGUUUUGUUAUGAAAACCUUGAUAAAGCCACAAUUAGCUGUGCAGGAUACACUAUAGUUUGUUUUGCUCUUUUUGUUUUUUGCAAUGCACUGGACCAUGAAGAGUAAUGAUUUUGCGCUGUUAGAAUUUGUUUUACUUCUGUCUAUUCAUGUUUGAGGCCCAAACAAAAAACACUUGUUGCUGAUUCACAUGUGCUUUUUUAAUGUCUUUAUUGAUCAGAAUGUAGUUAUGAGGGGGUAACUCAUGUUCAGGAUGAUGGGAAAUUACUAAAUUCUAGUGACAAUGAAGACUAUUUGAACUAGUGCAAUAGUAAAGUGCAAAGUAUCAAUUGUGGGACCGUACUGUUUUUGCUCUACUGGACCAUCCAGUUAACACAAACUGAGUCCCACAAAAGGUCGGGGGUUUGCUGUUUGUUAGUUGAAGGAAUCUCGAUUAACUUUGAAACUGUUUUGUCUUUGAAAGCUGCCUCAUUUCUUACUUUAUCACCUCAAAGUGUGUGUUUGUGUGUGUGUGAAUCUUUGUGUGUGUAUAUAUAUUACUUGUGUUUUUGAUGACUGUUUUCCCUUUUUUAUGUUUUGACUUUUGUUUGACUUCUGCUGAACUAACUCUUUUGUGUGCCAAGCAAAACAAAAAAAAACCCUUAACCCUUUUUUUUGUAAGCCGUUUGACAAAAUGCCCCUCCCUUCCAAAAUGCCUUCCCCAACUUAAUCUCGGGAGCACCCUAAAUAUGUUUGUUAUGCUUCUAUUAUCACUACCACCAUUUAUAACCACUGUUGACAAUUUUUAUGGUAUACUAUAAAUGUAAAUGAAAAUGUUUUUUUACAGGCUCACCGCAGCAACAAGCUUUUCACUUGUGACUUUACUGUAAAUAUGUUGGUCUGCAAACUGAGCACUCUAACAAUCAGGUCCCAUUUUUGUGAUUGAGAAGAAUGUCUCAAUAAAAAAUAAAACAUU
Sphaeramia orbicularis (orbiculate cardinalfish) is the source of this 2356-nucleotide messenger RNA. RefSeq names its product calumenin b (gene calub). The record is from RefSeq and is a predicted model, not a curated record. The transcript has 7 exons. Gene Ontology annotation, cellular component: endoplasmic reticulum. Lineage: Eukaryota; Metazoa; Chordata; Actinopteri; Kurtiformes; Apogonidae. Gene Ontology annotation, molecular function: calcium ion binding. The coding region runs from base 107 to 1054 and encodes 315 amino acids.